Molecule: messenger RNA, 2094 nt
Organism: Gambusia affinis (western mosquitofish)
Lineage: Eukaryota; Metazoa; Chordata; Actinopteri; Cyprinodontiformes; Poeciliidae
Product: ADP-ribosylation factor-binding protein GGA1-like
Exons: 17
Coding region: 44-1975 (643 amino acids)
Biological process (GO): vesicle-mediated transport; intracellular protein transport
Cellular component (GO): trans-Golgi network
Molecular function (GO): ubiquitin binding; small GTPase binding; phosphatidylinositol binding
Source: RefSeq, a predicted model, not a curated record
AAAAGUCACGCGACAGUAGCCACUUGGUAAGAAUCCUGUAAAGAUGGCGGCGGCCCCUUCUGAUGAGACUAGCCUUCAGUCUCAAAUCAACAAGGCCACCAAUCCUCUCAAUAAGGAAACUGACUGGGACAAUAUCAAGGCAUUUUGUGAUAAACUCGACACUGAACCAGAUGGGCCUCAGCUUGCAACCAGACUUCUUGCCCACAAAAUCCAGUCUCCUCAGGAGUGGGAGGCGAUGCAAGCACUACUGGUGCUUGAGACGUGUAUGAAGAACUGUGGAAACAAGUUUCAUGGUGAAGUGGGAAAGUUUCGCUUUCUUAAUGAGCUCAUCAAGGUGGUCUCGCCUAAGUAUUUAGGAUCCCGGGCUCCAGAGCCGGUGAAGGCAAAGGUGUUGGAGAUGAUGUACAGCUGGACCGUGUGGUAUCCUGAUGAGGCAAAGAUAGCUGAAGCUUAUCAGAUGCUGAAGAAACAGGGCAUUGUAAAGCAAGAUCCUGUGCUUCCUGGUGACAAGCCACUCCCACCUCCUCCACCCAGAGCCAAAAUUGCCAUCUUUGAGGACGAGGAGAAAUCCAAGAUGCUGUCCCGCCUGUUGAAGAGCACCCACCCUGAUGAUUUAAGAGCAGCAAACAAGCUCAUCAAGGAAAUGGUUCAAGAAGACCAAAAGCGAGUGGAGAAAGUUUCCAAGCGAGUGAACGCCAUCCAGGAGGUGAAGGAGAGCGUGAGCUUGCUGAGCCAGCUGCUGGACGGCUACAGCAAGGAGAGCUGCUCCCAUAGCAACCAGGAGCUCGUUAGGGAUCUUUACCAGCGCUGUGAGAAGAUGAGACCUACGUUAUUCAGAUUAGCGAGCGACACAGAAGACAACGACGAAGCUCUAGCCGACAUCUUAGAGGCCAACGACAGCCUGACGCAGGUCAUCAAUCUGUACAGGCAGCUGGUUAAGGGUGAAGAGGUGUCAAAAGACGGAACGUCUCUCUCCUCUCAACAAGGUGGCAGCAGCUCAGCACUAUUAGACCUGACAGGACUCAACAUUUCAGAAAACACAGAACCUUCCAACCCGCAUGCUGCACCUCAGAGCCUGGGGUUGAGCCUAUUGGAUGAUGAACUCAUGUCUCUUGGAUUGAAUGUAUCAGAAAACUGUGACUCUAACAUCAUCUCUCAGCCCUUGAAUACUGCAGAGUCUUCUGCUCCGGCUGUAGCGCUGCAACCAGCUGUGGUGCAAACAUCACAGGCUACACCAGCAGGGGGCGGCACUGCUACGCCAAGAGCAAUGGAAGAGCUGGAUUUGCUGGGGAAAACAUUGUUGCAGCAGUCUCUACCUCCAGAGAGCCAGCAGGUGAAAUGGGAUAAACUCCAGCCUCACUCUAAGGUCCCGUUGCGAGAUCUCCAAGCAAAGUCUGGGGUGAGCUCCAGGCCUGCUGCGGGUCCGGGGCCGACGUCCGGCUUCCUCGUUCAGUCGGAGCAGCCUGAUGGCGUCCUCCACUCCAGUCUUGGCUUUGCAGACAAAAGCUCGUCAUCAUCUGUUGACCCCAACGACCACAUCUCAUUAGCAGAUGUCACAGUGCCUCUAGAGUCAAUCAAGCCUAGUAGAGUGUUACCGGUGACUGUAUUCGACAAACACAGCCUAAGGGUUUUGUUCACGUUUGCAUGCGACUGUCCUCCGUCGAGGCCCGACGUGUUGGUGGUCAUCAUCUCCAUGCUGUCCUCGGCACCCAUUCCCGUCACCAACAUCCGUUUCCAGGCAGCCGUUCCCAGAGUAAUGAAAGUAAAGCUGCAGCCUCCCUCCUGCACUGACCUGCCAGCCUUCAACCCCAUCCUCCCUCCAGCCGCUGUCACACAGAUCCUGCUGUUGGCCAACCCUCACAAGGAAAAAGUGCGUCUGCGCUACAAACUAACUUUCAACUUGGGGGAAAAAUCUCACGAUGAGUCCGGCGACGUGGACGAGUUCCCACCUCCUGACACCUGGGGCAACCUUUAGAGAGAGAGAGAGAGAGAGGGAGAGGACCUGGCCUCCUGUCGUCAGACCUGCACCAUCCUUUAUAUUUGGGUCGACGUUUUCCUUUCGGAGGGGGGAAAUAAAGACCAGAUUACAAUGAA